CCGCCCCCCCGCGGCGCGCGCCGCCCGGCGUGUGUGCUCACCGCCCGCCGGCACCCGCGAGCACGGCGCCCCAGCCCGCCCGAGGCGCGCUCGUCCGAGACGCGCAGCCCGCAACCUCGUUGCGGUGGGUGCCCCAGCGUGUAGUGGCGGCGGCCCAGUGGCUGACUGCCCCCUCACCACGCCGGGCUCCCCUGAGCGCCUCGGCCUCCUCGCGCCGCGCCGCGGGCGCGGGCUCCUGAGAAGCGUGGCCAGGUCCCGGGCCUGCGGCGGUUCGGGGGCGAGAGCGGAGGUGGCAGUCCCGUGAGCCGCAGGAAUGGGCGCGGGGGCGCCGCCCCCAAGCGACGCGGAGAACUGGGGUAUCUUUCAGGAUUAGGAACCCAUGCCACACUCACCGGCUCAACUGAGAAAGCAUUACCAUGCCAGGUAAAGGGAAAAGAAAAGGCCGAGGCAAGUCCCAUGGGAAAAAGCAGAAGAAACCGGAAGUGGACAUCUUCAGCCCCGCCGCGAUGCUGAACCUCUACUACAUCGUCCACAACGUCGCCGGCUGCCUGCACCUGCGCGGCUUCCGCUGGCCAGGCGCUACCAAGUCAAAGAAGGGGGAAAACAAGACUUAAGCCAGAGCGUUUCCCAGCUUCUCUCUACUACAGAGGGCAGAACUUGGGGAAGAGAAAUCAGGAUAAUACCACUGUUGCAAGCAAAAUAGACUUUACUGAAGACAAUUUGAGAUGCAAGCUAAGUGUGCUUUUCAGUGGUAGUUAAUGCUAAAUGCAUUUUACUUCCUCAGCUAAACCCGGGUAUGGUGAGCCACUUUGGUUUUUCAGUAGUUAAGAGGGGGAAAAAAAGUCCGAGUAAUUCCCACAUGGUGGUGGAAUUGAUAGGACUGUAAAAAAUUAUUAUAAGUCUGGGUCAGAAUUAAACCUCGCUCUCCAAAGGCAGUUCUAGCUUGCAUGAGUUGUUUUCUUUUACCAAAGGGGGUCUGUUAUUUAGAGAAGACAUGGCAAAAGCACAGAAUUUGCUUAUGUGUCCCUCUUUUGGGCACAGUUUCCUUUCCUCAUCUUUUUCUGGAAAAAUAAUAAAUAUUUUGUUUUUAUAAUUUUCUUCUCAGAGGUCUGACUCUUGUCUGAUUCGAAUUAGCCACAGACAGCGGUAGAGACCAGGGUUGUCAGUCCUGCUCUGAACCUGCUAGUGUGCAGGAACAGGGGCUCAAAUGAGCUGACAGCGUCAGUGGUUGGAGCACGGGGAGAAGGGGGCCAAUCAGCCCCCGUCCCUCUCUCCUUUCUCUUUCACCUGACUCUUCUUUGUCUUUUUCUACACAUUUACAUCUUCCCACCUUCUGCAGCCUUUCUUUUAAACUUGGCUGACUCUGAGUUUUGGAGUUGGUGCUAGAAAUGUAC
Balaenoptera musculus (blue whale) is the source of this 1394-nucleotide messenger RNA. It is a transcript of the gene SMKR1, whose product is annotated as small lysine rich protein 1. NCBI's taxonomy places the organism in Eukaryota, Metazoa, Chordata, Mammalia, Artiodactyla, Balaenopteridae. The coding region runs from base 417 to 614 and encodes 65 amino acids. The record is from RefSeq and is a predicted model, not a curated record. The transcript has 2 exons.